AUGAAUUCGCAAAGCCGGAAGCAGAAGGAUUUUGGCCUCCUCGAGGAAGCCACCCUGCUGGGUUCGACGAAGGAAGGGCUGCGCGUCCACGAGCCGAGGAAGCGACUCCUGUUCUCGUAUGAAGUGAGAAAUUUGGACGUUUUCAGCGUGGGACGGCAAACGCUUCCAUUUCGGACGUACGGCAAGGUCAUCGUUCUCACCGGUGCCAACGGAGUCGGAAAGACGACCUUGAUGAGCACGAUGUUGAACUACAUGCUGGGCGUGGAUUUUGAGGACGACGAGAGACUUCAGAUGGUUCAGUCAAGAAGAGACCCGCUGAAGAACAAAUCCCGCGCGGUCACCGCCUACGUCGUCCACCCGCAGAAGGCGCAAGGCCGGCGCACGCACCCGAUCACGAUCGUGGACACGCCGGGGUUCGAGGAGACGGAGGGGCUGGGCGGCGACACCGUCUCCACGCUGAUGGCCCUCUUCCAGCACAGAAGGGGCAUCGACUCGCUCCAUUCCGUCGGGAUGGUCGUCUCCGCUGCGACCACGAGGUGGACGGCCGGUUACGCCCAAGCCAUCCAGCAGCUUCAAAGAAUCUUUGGCACGGACGUAGUCAACAGCAUCCACCUCUUCGUCACCUUCGCUGACGCCAGGCAUUCUUCCGUCCAGGACAUGGUGGAAAGGGCUGGAAUACCUCAUAAUGGAACGUAUCCAGUCGACAAUCGAUGCCUUUUCAAUAGGAACCAAGAAAAGAAGCCCGCUUGGGACGAAACGAUGAGAAGCAUGGCAAAAUAUUUUGCGAUAUUAUCGGAUGCCAUCCCAGUGAGCGUGAUCCGGACCCGGGAAUUCCUCAUGCGGAGAGAGGGAAUCGAGAACCACGUCAAAGAUCAGCUGGAAAAAGUAAAAAAAGUUUCCCGGUUGACACAAGGUCCUCCACAUCCAAAGGAUUUCCCCGAAGCUGCUGCAAAAGUUCUGAAAGAAAGAGCUAACACGCUGGAAAUUUUCAUUUCAGGACUGGAAACCUUGGAGCUCCUCCAAACCGCUUCCAACGUCUUGAAGAAGAGCAUCGCUCAGGAGGCGAGCCAGGAAAAGCUCACGGAAAUCAGGAAACUCUAUCGGACCACCCAGCUGAAGGUCCACAAGCUGAUCCGCGACUCACACGCUAAUCUAUCCAAGCUGGAAGAAAGUGCCCCGAAACGGGAUGCAUUCCCCUUAAUCGCGCACAUCGACUUCCUCAUCCAGCUGGAGCUGGAUGAAGGACACCAAGGACAGGCAGCAGCCCUGAAGGUCACGCGCGCGGCCGCAGAGUGGAUGGCAUCCGUAAGGGACGAGGCAUAUUGGGAUUGUUUCUUUCUAUCACUCUCCGAUCCAGAGGAGACCGACCAUUUCGUCGCGUUUGAAGAAAAUGACUCUGACGCCCAGCUCCCGCUCGAGCCUGAAGGUCUUCUUAGGACUCUCAGGAAAUGCAUCAGUAAUCGUUUCUCAUUGGGAAAUCAUUACUUGUACCCAGCCUUGUACAAAAUACCAGCAUCAUCCGACCCGGUCCUGUUGCUAUGCAUUCAACAGGACGCAGACAGAGGGAACGCGCCAAACCCAAUCGGGAGUCAGGGACGCAUCCCCGAUGGCCUCCACUCCAAAGGUACAGGAAGACCUUCAGAAUAUGUCCUAGGAAAGAAAAACGGAUACGAUUUGUGCGAACUGAAGAAAGAGAUGGUUGUUAAGGAGAAUGGCUUUGGCAUCUAUCAUGUCAUGAAGCCCGAUACCCCCGUCACCAACGUCGGGAAGGUCGUCAUGUUCGUCGGGGUGACCGGGGCAGGCAAGACCAGCAUGAUCAACUCGCUAAUCAACUACCUCCUCGGAGUAGAAUUCGAUGACGAAUUCCGUUUCAAACUCAUCCAUGAAAAAGUCACCGAGUCAUAUCACAGUAUCACGGAUGAGGUUUCCGCUUAUAUCGUGCACGCCCAGCACGGAUCGAGAUACCCGCACAAUUUGAUCAUCAUCGAUACUCCGGGAUUCGGUGAUACGCGAGGCUUACAAGCUGACAAAGAGUUGCUCCAGAAGCUUAAGAGGUUCUAUGACGUGGGAAAGAAAUGGAACAUCACUCGAAUCCAUGCCGUGGGCCUUGUCGUUAAAUUGAGCGACUGUAGAAUCACGACGGAGCAGAAGUACGUUUUCGAGUCGGUGUUGAGCGUUUUUACGAAAGAGGUGGAGCCCGCUUUCGUUGCCGUCGUAACGUUUGCGGACGGAAGUUCGGAUCCCCCCGGUCUCAAGGUUUUAAAGGCGGCUGGGAUCCCCUACAACGACGUUUUUCUGGUCAACAACUCGCCCGUCUUCUCUCACUGCAAGGAGGGGAACCUGGACAUGAAAAGGUACCUGUGGGACACCAACUUCGAGAAGGUGAAGCUCUUCUGCGAUCGGUUGGAGUCCUGUGAGGAUGCAUCCCUCGACACCACGAGGAGGGUGCUGCACGAAAGACUCGCCAUGGAAGGCAUCACGCUUCGCUUGCAGAAGGAAGUUCAAAACGGAAUGGACAUUCUGAAGCUUCUUGAAGUCACCUACGGUGCAUUUAAGAAGGGCAGCGCUGAGAAGACCAACAAGGACAAGCUAAAAAAGUUAGGGAAAGAGUUUAGGGACGUCCAGUUGAAAGUGCACAAACUCAUCGGUGACGCUCGAGCCAGCUUUUCCAAGCUGGAAGAAAUCGCCCUUAAACCGGAAUCGGUGACCAUCACAGAGUACAUCGAAUUGCUCAUCCGGAAGGAGCGCGACAAUGGGGAUGUUGAGAAACUGAAAGCGCUUGAAGCCUCCCGCAAGGCGGCGGAGUGGCUCUCAGCCAUGAGGAAGCAGGCGGAAUGGGAUCCUUUCCAAGAUUGUCUCGCCGGUCUGAGAAAGAUCGGCCUUCAACUCGCAUUUGACGGCGGAGACUGCAACGUCCAGUUCCUCUAA
Molecule: messenger RNA, 2928 nt
Organism: Darwinula stevensoni
Lineage: Eukaryota; Metazoa; Arthropoda; Ostracoda; Podocopida; Darwinulidae
Source: the annotation of a GenBank genome assembly